GAAGAGCCAUCGCAAUGCCGUUCCUCACUGCGCUCGAGUGCUACCCCAUGGGAGGGUACAGGACAGGCCCUUUCUCCGCUCCUCCUCUCCAGACGGGAUGGGGAAGCUUCGAUGGCUGCUCAGGAUGCACCGACUGCCAAGAGAACACUGAUGUCGAGGGACAGAGCACCUUCGUCAACAUGCCCAAGGGCUCUUACCGCGGGUAAGUCAAUGUCUUGCGAGGAAGGAACAUACAGGAUCGGCACCCUCCACAUUAACCUCUGAUGUACAUUAUGAUAUAGAAUAUGGUAUAGAACGUGAUAUGGAAUGUGGUAUAGAACGUAUUUUGGAAUGUGUUAUGGGAAAUGAGAUAGAAAGUGGUACGGUAUAUGAUAAGUUGCACAACAGAAAUUGCAAAUGAUAUGACACAUGAUAUAGAAUAGUCCAGACAAAGUAGCAUAUGAUACAGUAUGUGACAUGGCAGCAGAUAUAGACUAUGAUAAAGCACAUGAUAGCCCAAGUGUAACAAGUAGUCAGUGAAAAAUGACAAUUAAGGGAGCAAGACGGAGAGAUGGCAGGAUGGUUCCAAAAUGAAAAAUUAUUUCUCAUUUGUUGCUCCUUCGAUAGGAUUUUCCAACAUACCUGUUCUGUUGAGUUGAAUGGAUACUGACUCUCUCGUUUUCCUCCUCCCUCCUCUCUCCCUCCUGUUUUCUUCUCAGGUAUGUCGUCAUCAUGUAAUCGAUCCGCCCCCUCCAGCGUUCAACUUCAAGGAAUCUGAUUCCUCCUGAUACUAUUUGAUGUAUUACAACUACAACAAGCAUCGCA
Molecule: messenger RNA, 804 nt
Organism: Guillardia theta CCMP2712
Lineage: Eukaryota; Cryptophyceae; Pyrenomonadales; Geminigeraceae
Exons: 1
Coding region: 15-206 (63 amino acids)
Source: RefSeq, a predicted model, not a curated record